AUGUCCCGCCACCCCGAAACCAACCCUCAUUUCGUCCGGCCACUCCAACCGCCACGCCGCGACGGCCACCGCCGUUCCACCCCACCACCGGUACUGAUAACUCCUCCGGUCAGCGGCCCAGCCACUCCUCCUCCCCCGCCGCACCACCACCGCCAGCAGGAAGCCCCCGACCCAGGCAACCAGCACUUCCCUCUCCACGUCGACGACGAGUUACUCCCAACCCACAACAGGCCCUCGGGCCCAAUCCGCCACCAGGAACGCAGACAGUUUCGCAGCCCAUGGGCCAUACCACCACAUCACCCGCAGCAUCUUCCUUCCCAGCCGGCCCACGGCCCAGCCCACGACGGCCACUACCAAAGCCCAUGGGUACCCCCGCCCUCAUCCCACCCGACCCACGACCACGGCCCGCUCGUCACCGAUCCCCACCGCCACGACUCCCAAGAGCAACCGCCGCAGCAUCCACAACCACAACCACAACCGCCGCCGAAACAUCCACGUCACCACCGCAAGCAUCCGCCUCCGCACGACGGCGUCGGCCACCGGCGGGAACGGCGGGGCCCCGUGGUGCCGUCGCCGCGGAGGACCAAAAUCACGACGUGGUGCGCCGCCGUGUGCUGCGCGAUCUUCUGGAUCGCGAUCUUCCUCGGCGGACUGAUCGUCCUCGUGGUCUACCUCGUCUACCGGCCGCACAACCCGCGGUUCGAGGUCUCCGACGCGACGCUGAACGCGGCGUACCUCGACGCCGGGUCCCUGCUCAACGCCGACGUCUCGGUGCUGGCGAAUUUCACGAACCCUAACCGGAAGGUCGGAGUCGAUUUCGGGAGCCUGAUCGUGGAUCUCUACUACGGGAGCACGCUGAUCGCGACGCAGUUCAUCCAGCCGUUCUCCGCGAGCCGGGCCGGGUCGCGGUUCGUGAACCUGGAGCUGGUGACGAGCCAGGUCCGGAUCCCGCUGGAGGACAGCAAGAAGCUGGAGGAAGAGAUCGAGAAGAAUACGGUGACGUUUAAUGUGAAGGGUGUGUUUCGGGUUCGAUCCAAGCUCGGCACGUUCCUUGGGUAUUCGUAUAAGCUCUACGGUCAUUGUACGAUCGUCACGACUGGGCCUCCGAGUGGGAUCUUACGUGGAAGACGAUGCAUUACGAAGCGAUGA
This is a messenger RNA of Linum tenue, 1149 nucleotides long. The record is from the annotation of a GenBank genome assembly. Lineage: Eukaryota; Viridiplantae; Streptophyta; Magnoliopsida; Malpighiales; Linaceae.